CAUCUUUUAUCCUUUCCUCCUUUCCUUUCCUUUUUGUUACUUUAGACACUAUCCUCCCCCCAAAAAAAGAAAAAAAAAAUACAAUGGCUUCAUGUUUUACAAAUAACUUGGUUAUUGGAGAUCAUAUACCAGACUGUAUUAAAAAAAGUUAUCAACAACAACUAUUACCUAUUCGGCAACAAAGUCUUCCUUCUUAUCAACCUAAAAGAAUAGAUCCUCCAGUAAGAAAAUCCAGUAUAUCAGCUAAUACACAUGAUCCUCGAAAGAAAAAUCGUCAAAAUAGUGUGAAGCAUGCAAAACGAAAAAUAUCAGUACGGUAUCGAUCUAAUCAUGAUGAUGACUUUUUGAGUGAUUACUAUCAAUACCUUACUAUGUCUUUUGCAACAACCUUAUCUCAUACUUGUUAUCAAUCUAUGGUCUUGAAUGAAUUAUAUCAAUACAGUGAUGAUCAACCAUAUUCUUCUAUUUGGGCCGGUUCUGAAAUAGUCAAUCAAUUAUUGGAAAUAUUGGGAAUAAAUGAUCGUGAUAUAGCUUUAGAUUAUGCUGGUAGUUUGCCUCUAAUACAAAUGAAUGGACCUCCACUGGAUCUUGUUUCCGAUACUUGGGAUAUCUUUUAUCGUCUACCUACUUUAUCUUCCAAUCAACAACAACGACAGAAAGUAUCUAUACUAUCAGGUAAAAAAACAAGGAUAGAAUACAAAGACGAAUUUAUUCUUUCUUAUUUGAUUUUCUUGAUAGAGCUUUAUCAAAGUGUCUAUACCCCACUGACAAAAUGUUACGCUCCUUUAUGUACACGUGACCGACCUUGUUACAGUUAUUACUGUCCCAAUAAAACUAUCCAUGUCUCCAAGAUCAACUCCAAUUGUAGAUCAUCCUCAAUAGAAACCAAAAAGGAUAUGUUACGUCAACAAAAACAUUAUUUAUGGAUCCAUUCAGUACCUCGGACGUUAGUAUACAAGACGUGUGCUAUGGAAAGACAUCGACAAGAAGCUAUUUAUGAACUUAUUCAAACUGAAAUAGACUUUGUGGAUCAUCUCCGAUAUAUCAAAAAGGCUUGGAUUGAACCAUUAUUAUCAUCAACAGAGAUAGUUCAACCAUCUAUUGUGAAGCAUGUGUUUUGGAAUUGGCAAGAUGUUUUACUCACCAAUACAAGAUUGAUGGAAGCACUUGUGGAUAGACAAAGCGAUCAUCUUAUUUGCCACGUGGGCGACGUGUUCUUGACUCACUUGACACAAUUCGAGCCAUUGAUUAUUUAUGGGACCCAUCAAAUGAUUGGUCAAUUCUAUUUGACUUUGGAAAAGAAACGCAAUCCUCACUUUGUUCAAUUUAUCAAGGAAAUAGAACAACAACCUGAAGCAAAUCGAUUGGAUUUGAAUGGAUAUUUAACGAAAAUCACGACAAGAUUAGCCCGCUAUCCUUUGUUACUGACUAGUAUUCUACAAUCAACAGCUUUAGAGCACCCUGACCAUGGUUGUUUGACACGUGCUGUGGAGAUCCUUCAACAAUUACUAUUACGGUUGGAUCAGCAAAUUGAUCAAGUUGGUCAUCAAUUUGAAUUGAAACAAAUCUCGGAACGUCUGGUUUAUUCCAAAUCAUCUGUACGACCUGUUCUGAAUCUAGAAUUGAAUUCACCUCAUCGUCGAUUGAUUCAUCAAGGUAGAAUGCAAUUAUUACCAACCGGAGGUGAAAUUCAUGUCUUUUUAUUUGAUCAUUUGAUUUUAUUUACAAAGAUCAAGGUACAAGAUGCUUUGGAAUAUUAUCGACCUUUUAGAAAGUGGAUUCCUUUGUAUGCCCUGACAUUUGCAAUUCAUGAUAUGGAAGAAAACAAUAAGAAAACAAAUAAAGAACGACAUCAUCUUUACAUCAUCGCUUUCCAAUAUCGUAUGGAGGUCCCCAUCACUUUGGUCACACCAAACGAAAAUAGUCGGCGUUUAUGGGUGGAUAAGAUUACACAGUCAAUGGCAACCUGCGGUGAUUCAACCAAUGUAAUAAAAAGACAGUAGAUAGUAUAGUAUUAGUAGACCCUUUUUUUUUU
Molecule: messenger RNA, 2035 nt
Organism: Halteromyces radiatus
Lineage: Eukaryota; Fungi; Mucoromycota; Mucoromycetes; Mucorales; Cunninghamellaceae
Product: Dbl homology domain-containing protein
Exons: 9
Coding region: 84-2003 (639 amino acids)
Molecular function (GO): guanyl-nucleotide exchange factor activity
Source: RefSeq, a predicted model, not a curated record